Aspergillus pseudonomiae is the source of this 1366-nucleotide messenger RNA. RefSeq lists its product as uncharacterized. The coding region runs from base 585 to 974 and encodes 129 amino acids. The record is from RefSeq and is a predicted model, not a curated record. NCBI's taxonomy places the organism in Eukaryota, Fungi, Ascomycota, Eurotiomycetes, Eurotiales, Aspergillaceae. The transcript has 5 exons.
CCCCGAAUUGUGGAGCAACCCAUACACACUUUAGAGAAACCUACACUUACGCAAAAGCCUAGAGAAGAUCCAGGAAGUCAAGAAUACUCUCAGUAGUUGAGACAUCGAGUAAAUGGAUUUAUUUUUCUUGCAGUCAUCCGCAUUACACACAAAGAACCCUAUCAUGUUUGUCGUCCUGCAACCUAGACCACCUGCCAUAUUAUUACCGACGUAAUUGCUGCCCACGUUUGAGAAAUAGAAGGCAAAUAUCACGGAUACAAUGUCUUGGCACGCGAGUAUUCAUGAAUAUCAUGUUCAUGGUAGGGACGGGCAAACCCCACCAAGAUCAGGGUUAUGAGCCAGGUUUGAUCUGGCUACACGAGAAAGCAGAAAUAUGAGAGUUCGAGUGGUUUGAAGAGUACUGGUUCAGUCCAUGAGAACGCCUCCAAAGCCUCGUCUCGUGUAUAUACAGGCGCGACAAAUUAGACGAACGACCCAAAGUACUUUCUGGCCUAGUUAGGACAGGCAGCUUGAACGUGGCCUGGCUGCUUGCAAUUAUAGCAAACCCGUUCACCCUUGGCUUCAGUGGGACAAUCACGCGAGACAUGUCCAACUUCUCCACAGUUGUAACAUUUCUGACCGUGGGUGCAGUCACGAGCCAUGUGACCGAAGCCACCGCAAGAGUAGCAAGUCUGUUGACGGCCACCAUAUCCACCCCCACCCUGAGAGCAGUUCCUCGCAAUGUGGCCUACACGGCCGCACUUAUAACAUUCCUGACCACCAGUAGGACCACUGUAGCUAUCUCCCGAGGCUGCCUGAGGACAUUCACGAGAGAUAUGGCCAACACCACUGCAACGGUAGCAGGACUUCUCCUUAGGCGCUACUGUGCAUUCACGGCUAACAUGUCCCUGUCCACCACAGUUGUAACAAGUUGGGGUACCCUUCUUAGGACAGUCACGGGCCUAAAAGUCCGGGUCCGUGAGAUUAUGGUUUGAUGAAAAGUGUAUUAAAAAAAUACAUAAUCAAUGCCCUCUGCACUGGUGAUCUGGGGAGAAAUUACCUGAUGGGAAGCAUCGCCACCUAUGGUAUAGAAGAUGUUAGUUCAAUUUCUUAGUGGCUUAAAAAAAAAGGUAGGCACCGGUUUUCUGUUAGUUCCGCACUUAGACGACCAUCUUGAGGCCUUUUCCUCUUGGGCGAGGAAAUAUCAAACAGGCGCUAGCCCGAGUAAAAUGAAAACCAAGCAAGACAUGCAGUGUGAAGGGAGGGAAACCUUCUGGCUCGAAUCGCAAGGCGAGGGCACAAAAGCUAGACAUCAAAAUUGUAGCGACCGCCAGGAAAUCGAGGCCGCUACGGUAGUAAAAACUCACAGUUAAAACAUCCACGACCU